CAGUGGGCGGGUGUCUCGCUGAGCCCGGAAGGCAGUAGGAGGGUGAGAUCCCGGCAUGUGGGUGCGGGAACCGGGCGGGCGCGGCGGUGGAAGCUAGCUGCAGACUGCACGCCGGAAUCGGGAGCCGGUGGCCGUGCGCCGGGCAGACUGUUGCUAACCAUGGCAUCUGGAGAUGACAGUCCUAUCUUUGAAGACGAUGAAAGCCCUCUUUAUAGCCUGGAAAAAAUGACAGAUCUUGUAGCUGUUUGGGAUGUUGCAUUAAGUGAUGGAAUCCACAAGAUUGAAUUUGAACAUGGGACCACAUCAGGAAAACGAGUUGUAUACGUGGAUGGGAAGGAAGAGAUAAGAAAAGAGUGGAUGUUCAAAUUGGUGGGGAAAGAAACCUUCUAUGUUGGAGCUGCAAAGACCAAAGCCACCAUAAACAUAGAUGCUGUCAGUGGCUUUGCGUAUGAGUACACUCUGGAAAUCGAUGGGAAAAGCCUCAAGAAGUACCUGGAGAACAGAUCAAAGACCACCAACACCUGGGUACUGAAGCUGGAUGGCGAGGACUUGAGAGUUGUUUUGGAAAAAGAUACUAUGGAUGUGUGGUGCAAUGGGCAAAAACUGGAGACAGCAGGCGAGUUUGUAGAUGAUGGAACUGAAACACACUUCAGUGUUGGGAGCCAUGACUGUUACAUAAAGGCCGUCAGCAGUGGGAAGAGGAGAGAAGGGAUCAUCCACACCCUCAUUGUGGAUAAUAGGGAGAUCCCAGAGAGCCUUCAGUGACUGCUCGUUAAUGAGUUCUGAGCUGAAGAGGAGACAUCAGGACUUGCUAAUGGCUGCGGUAAUUAAAUGUGUUCACUCUGUACAUACUGGUAGAUUGUCUGCAAUGUUUUUACUUUUAUCUUUUGUUACUUGAAACUGUAAUAUUCCAAUGGUCAGGAAAAUGUGGAAUCAUAAAAAUUUAUUUUUUAACUAAUGUGUUUCUAAUUCAAAUGGAAAAUAAAAUAUGGACCAAAACCACUAACCUCUCACCACAGUAACCUUGACUAUAGUAAACACUGUAAAAUAAACUGGUGCUGCUGGCUGUGUC
Molecule: messenger RNA, 1072 nt
Organism: Peromyscus californicus insignis
Lineage: Eukaryota; Metazoa; Chordata; Mammalia; Rodentia; Cricetidae
Product: fas apoptotic inhibitory molecule 1
Exons: 6
Coding region: 160-765 (201 amino acids)
Biological process (GO): positive regulation of neurogenesis; negative regulation of extrinsic apoptotic signaling pathway via death domain receptors; canonical NF-kappaB signal transduction
Source: RefSeq, a predicted model, not a curated record